UUCUCGAGGGAAGGUACGCCUCGAAAGUCAGCUCGCGUCUGAACACGCGAUUAGUACAGAAAUUUCAUCGUGCGCACUACAUAACGCGAACCGAUUCUUCGGUCUUUGCGCAUAGUUCGCGCGUGUUGCGAGUGUAAUCCCGUUCGCCGGAAAUCAUUAACGUCCGUUAAUACCAGAAUAAGCCGCAAAAAAAUAGAAAAAAUGGAGAUAUCGGCAGCUCGGCUGCUGACCAUCAUUUUGGCGGUCAUCGCCGCUGCCUCGUCAUCUCCCACCGAAAAAACUUUUUCAUCCACCGAAAAGACUUUGUCCACCACGAUACUUGCUCAGGACAGCAAAAUCAAUACUACAGAUGACGUACUUGAGGAGAGAGUGGACAAACUUCCAAAUGAUGUCAAUAUAACUGAGAAGACGUCAAAAGACAAACUUUUAGAUUACGUCAAACAUUUUGGAAAUAUGAAAGAGAUAUUAAUGGAGGAGAUACACACCUUGGACAAGGAUACUAUCGAUGCCAAGAUCGACGAGGAGGUGGCGGAAACCUUGAAAGCCGAGGCACAAAAAGAUCGCGCAAACUUGCGAAGCAAGUCGACUCCGACACCAAGCGACUUGACAACGAAAAAAGUGAAAAAAAUAGAAAAAGACGAAAAAUCAGAAGAAUCAGAAGACGAUGACGUCUACGACGACGACGACGUCAGUGACGAGGAAAUCGAAGAGAUCGAGGACCAAUACAACGAAGACGACGAAUACGACGAAGGGGACGAUAUCGAUGAUGACGAGGAAGUCAUGACGCAGUGUCCUGAUUACUGUAAAUGCGUCGGGCAAUACGCCGCUGCAAUGACCGCUACCUGCACCAAAUUGGUGGACGGACAAACUUUCGGACCGAAUAUCGCUCAUUUGCGAAUUAAAGACGCCGGCGAGAUCCGAUUGGGCCCGAACGCUCUGCGAGUUCGAGGUCUUCAGCAACUGGAAUCCAUUACCAUCGUCGACACUCACAUAGUCGAGCUCGAUCGCACCGCUUUCAACGGCAUCACGUAUCUGUUUGCCGUGAACUUGACGCGCAACGGUCUUCGGGAGAUUCAUCCGAACACUUUCCAGAACAACACGCAACUUAGUUUGCUCACCAUCUCCGGUAAUCCGCUCAUGCAAGACGCGACGAAGCAUUAUCUGCUGCACGCGCCGUCGGUUACCGAUUUCGUUUUCUCGAACAACGGAAUUGAAAAGCUGAAACGCACCGCAUUCUCAAAAAUGCGCAGCCUCACGUAUCUCAAUCUGCGUGGUAACAGAUUGAGAGAGAUCGACGGCAAGAUCUUGAACGGGUUGGACUCGCUUGUGGAGAUGGAUCUCUCCGAGAACCUGUUAACCGACAUCCCAUACGAGCUGUUCAAGGACACACCGGUUCAAACUCUUAACAUCGCUGGAAACAACUUGUCCACAUUAAAUACGUUGAUCGCUCCGCAACUCGUAACUCUGCACGCUUCGAGAAACAAGAUCAAAGUGAUCGCCAAAGACGGAAUUCACAAUUUGGACGGAGUGCCGAUGCUGAACGAGCUGGAUCUCAAAUCAAACAAUUUGAGAAAACUUUAUCAGUACGCUCUCAGCAGUCUUACUCAGUUAACGUAUCUGGAUCUCAGCGAUAACAAGCUUUCAUCGUUAACCGAGCACCACUUCAAGUCCAACUCGAGAUUGCAAGUUAUACUGUUGAGCGACAACCCCGACUUGAAGACUCUGCCGGUGUUCAGAACUUACGGUUUGGAAUACAAUUCCUUCGGUGUCUACCGUUUCGAAUGUGCAAAUUGCGGUCUGGUAACUCUCGAACCGGGUACGUUCGACGAGAUGCCGGUGCUCUCUAAAUUGAAUCUCGCGAGCAACCACUUAACCGAGUUACCCGACGAAUUCAUGAAAUACCUCACGUCCCUUAAAGAAUUGGAUCUUUCCGACAAUAAAAUUUCCUCUAUUAAACGCGGAAUGUUCCACGGUGCCGCGAAUUUGAUAAAAUUGAAUCUCGCUGGUAAUCCGUUGAGAACGAUGCAGGUAACACCGUUCUUGGACACUCCUGAACUCGUCAAGUUGGACGCGAGUCGAUGCAUCCUCGAGCGCGUAUGGAGCGAAGCCAGAGUACCAUUGAAGAGCCUUCGAUUCCUGUCGGUUCGCGAUAAUCUUCUACGACGAAUCACCAUCGAGGAACUUAGGGCUACACCGAAGCUCACUGGUCUCGAUUUGUCGAAGAAUCUCUUGGAUUGCGACAACGAGUUCCACGAAGCUAUACAAUGGCUCACUGAUCACGGUGUGCAACCGACUGAGAUACUCACCAAUGUCAAUGAUUUCGCUGAUGUUGACGAUGACUCCGACUCGAGAGGCAUAAGUCAGUGGGUUGAUCUAGCGAAGGUGGUUUGCGACGGAAUUGAGGACGGUCCGCCGCCGAGACGACCUCCCGGCAGAAAGACCACAGAUCCGAAAGAUGUUCUUUUCGAUUUCGACGAAGACGCCGAAGAUAAUCUGCUGAAGAAUGAGCUUGAGAACGAGGAAAAGCUUCUUAAGUUGGACAUUGAUCAUGGCAUGCGACACAACGAUGAUCCGAUCCGAGACGAGGAUUCGGAAGUCGAAGAAAUCACCUGGCAGAGUAAUCGUCUCGCCUACGAAACGCCCGGUUUUAAACUGUGGUUGGUUUCCGGUACUAUUCUGUUGAUGCUGGUCGUCUUCCUGUUAGUGGCGCGCAUCGCCUGCUGCUUGGCGAACAAACGAGGACGAGGUCCUGUUAUCAGGCCGCCUCUGAUUCUUCGUCCGGGCCUGGUUGACAACAAGAACUGCGGUCUGGUGUACAAACCUCUGCAGGAGGAGAUAGCCACGCCCCACAUGCCGAAACGAGGUAGCUUCUACUCGAGCAGUACCUUCCAUUACGACAAAAUUGUGCCAGAGAGUGUAUAGAAAACUUCUUGUUUUCUUGAUUAAUUAAGUAACCAAUUACGGGGCGAUCAACGAAAUCGUAAUUUAUCCAAAAAAUGGUCGUCGCGUGAGCCAUCAAAGACCACUUUGCGUCGCUUGUUCGCAAAUCAAGAGAAAUCAAUAGCAGACAGUUAUUCGAUGAACAAUGCGAUUGACAAUUGCGAAUUACUUUUGCGAAAAUAUGUUUAAACGAUUAAUCUUUUUGAUCAAAAAAUAAUUCUUCCGACAUUC
Molecule: messenger RNA, 3171 nt
Organism: Pseudomyrmex gracilis
Lineage: Eukaryota; Metazoa; Arthropoda; Insecta; Hymenoptera; Formicidae
Gene: Gp150
Product: insulin-like growth factor-binding protein complex acid labile subunit
Exons: 9
Coding region: 202-2922 (906 amino acids)
Molecular function (GO): protein binding
Source: RefSeq, a predicted model, not a curated record